AUGGCCGAGUCGAAGUCAAUCCAGACGGGCACACAAGCCCACGAGACAGCAUCCAGCCAAGAUGGCGAUUUGCAACCUGAUGAAAAGUACUCUUGGUUUAGGGGAGUCUUCUUCCAGGCAACCGUCGUUGGAGUCGCCGCAUUCACGGCCCCUGGUUUGUGGAAUGCCAUGAACUCCGUCGGCGCGGGCGGACAGCAGACGCCGUACCUAGUAAUGGCUGGCAACGCGUUGCUUUUCUCCCUCAUGACAAUUACCUGCCUGACAGGAAGCAUCGUCGCGAAUCGUUUUGGCAUCAAAAACACACUGAUAUUCGGCACGACAGGAUAUGUUUUGUACUCAGCAGCCUUGUAUACGAACAAUCGAUACGGUACUGAAUGGUUCAUAUACCUUGGUUCGGCGGCAUGCGGCAUCACAGCUGGCCUCUUCUGGGCCGCUGAAGGCGCCAUCAUGCUUAGCUACCCUGAAGCACAUACAAGAGGCAAAUAUUUGGCCUACUGGCUGUGCUAUCGAAACGGAGGAGGCAUCUUGGGAGGCAUCAUUAACUUGGCUUUCAAUGUCCAUGGAAAGGCCGCCGGAAAGCUAGAUUGGCGGACCUAUAUUGUGUUUGUGGUUCUACAAUGCCUUGGUCCCGCCGUGACCUUUUUCCUAUCACCCCCCGAAAAAGUGCGGCGACGGAACGGAACGAGGGUACAGUUGGCACCGCGCAUAUCGGACUUGGAGGAGCUGAAAGCCCUAGGCAGACUGAUGAUACGAAAGGAAGUGGCUCUUCUGACGCCAUUAUUCAUUUAUAUCAACUGGAGCCUUCCUUACAUCGGAUCCUAUGUUUCUCUCUACUUCUCCGUCCGGGCGCGUGCUCUUGCUUCGCUUAUUACUGGCCUUGCGCAGAUUCUCGCCACCUUGAUCAUGGGUACCUUCUUGGAUUGGAAGCGCCCCUCGCUUAACAAUCGUGCGAAAUUCGCGUAUAUCUUUAUGAUGGCCCUCAUUGGAGGUUGUUGGAUCUGGGGAACCAUCGUCCAGAAAGGCUACUCCGAGCAUAAGCCGUCUCUAGACUGGGUCGAUGAAGGAUUUGGGCGCGGAUGGGCUCUCUACAUCUUGUGGCAGCUCAUUACCGCCCUCGGCAUAAAUUUUGGCCUUUGGGGCCUGGCUGUCGUCCCGGCUUAUUUGGUUGUCUCCCGACUCGUACGGGUCAUCAAGGCUCCCGGCCACCCCGACCAAGUCAACAGCACAUCACGACUUGCCUCUAAAGUCGGGAAACUGAAGAUAGCUGAUGCUCCAUCCCCAUACUCCCCGGCCGACGGCGUCACGGGACGUCAUAUGACGGCCAUAGAGGAUGAGCAAAUCGUCAACACAGCCCUCAUCACAUUUCUCAUCGCCGUCACAAUCAACUUCCCUGGCGUGAAUGCCGAUUGGUCUCUGUCGCGUAAAGCUUUUUCUGUCUCAAAUGAGGCUCACAGCUCGAAGGAAAAAUUUUUUGAGGCGAGGGUGGACGGCGUCCUUCGCACGCACCAAGGCCUUGAGGUUAAGGCCAUCGCGGAGGUCAAGCCAUACCUUCGCCGCCAGGGUAGAUACGAGAUCAGGAUGCAGGAGGCUGCGCAGAUGGCGGCGUGGAUAUGCACUAACCCUCCUGCCAAUCUCAACGAAUUGCGAGCGAACAAGAAAAUGAAAACGACUCGAUUGCUCGUCUCUCAGGACCGCCAUGAAGUAUACCUCAAUUUCGCAACCCUUGGCGCUGCGUACGUUGAUUAUAUUCGGGGUUCGCAGUCCUUCAACAAGUCCGAUGCCUUCCUCCAUAUCCAAGAGGUCGGACCGUACAGCAUAGACAAGGCUGAGCACAUGGGACCUCUGGCUCUUCUGAUCUUUGGUUUUAUGCUCCAGGAGUGCGCCUAA
Molecule: messenger RNA, 1887 nt
Organism: Scedosporium apiospermum
Lineage: Eukaryota; Fungi; Ascomycota; Sordariomycetes; Microascales; Microascaceae
Exons: 8
Coding region: 1-1887 (628 amino acids)
Source: RefSeq, a predicted model, not a curated record